Molecule: messenger RNA, 2176 nt
Organism: Megalobrama amblycephala (Wuchang bream)
Lineage: Eukaryota; Metazoa; Chordata; Actinopteri; Cypriniformes; Xenocyprididae
Product: tripartite motif-containing protein 16-like
Exons: 6
Coding region: 410-2044 (544 amino acids)
Molecular function (GO): zinc ion binding; protein binding
Source: RefSeq, a predicted model, not a curated record
GGAGAGGAAGGUAUUUUGAUUCAAGAUUACAACCGCACAUGUAUUAAAUAAAUACUACAAAUUUGAUUCUGGCAUAUUUGAUUUCAUGGAGACUUUAAGGAACAGUAAUUGUGGACACAGUUUUCAGUUCUGCAGUACCAGUGUAGUAUUUAGCAGAAUUACUUUUAAGAAUGUUGUCUUGCUUCUCUCUAAACACAAUGUGUGCGGGAACACCCAUGGAAACUAAAAACUUAGCAGGAAUGAAGUUCUUCAGGACCAGGAAUGAGGAAGCUGCUUUACAGACAUGCCUGUUUUACACACGUCACUCAAACACAGAACCAGGAAACAAGAAUCGCAUGAGUUCAGAGAAAUAGAAACUGAAAUGUAGUUGAGCUGUUGUGUGUUUGUGUCUCUGUAUUCAUGCAGUAAAAUGGCAGAAGCCAGAAUUUCUCAGGAUGAGUUCAUGUGUUCAGUGUGUCUGGAUCUCCUGGAGGAUCCAGUGACCACUUCCUGUGGACACAGUUACUGUAAGAUCUGUAUUACAGGCUGCUGGGACCAGGAGGAUCAGAAGAGAGUCUACAGCUGUCCUCAGUGCAGACAGACCUUCAGUCCAAGACCUGCUUUAGCUAAAAACACCAUUCUGGCUGAAAUGGUGGAGAAACUGAAGAAGACUAAACUUCCUGCUGACUGUUACGCUGGAGCUGGAGAUGUGCAGUGUGACGUCUGUACUGGAAGAAAACACAAAGCAAUCAAGUCCUGUCUGGUGUGUCUGAACUCUUACUGUCAGAAUCACCUUGAACAACAUGAGAGUUUGUUUAAAGGAAAGAGACACAAUCUAACUGAAGCCACUGGACGACUGCAGGAGAUGAUCUGCCCAAAACACGACAAGAUCCUUGAGGUUUUCUGCCGCACUGAUCAGAAGUGUAUAUGUGUGCUGUGUAUGGAUGAACAUAAAAACCACAACACUGUAUCAGCUGCAGCACAGAGGACAGAGAAACAGGACCUGCUGAAGAAGACGCAGAGGUGGUUCCAGCAGAGGAUCCAACAGAGAGAGAAAGAUCUUCAGCAGAUGAGAGAGGCUGUGAUGUCUCAUAAGCGCUCAGCACAGACAGCAGUGGAGGACAGUGAGAGGAUCUUCACUGAGCUCAUCCGCUCCAUUGAGAGAAGCCGCUCUGAGGCUACACAGCGGAUCAGAGAUCAGGAAAAGACUGCAGUGAGUCGAGCUGAAGGACGACUGGAGCGACUGGAGCAGGAGAUCAAUGAUCUGAGGAGGAGAGACGCUGAGCUGGAGCAGCUUUCACACACACAGGAUCACAUCCAUUUCCUGCAGAGUUUCCAGUCUCUCUCAGCUCCUCCUGAAUCUACAGACGUAAAUGACGAUCCCUUCAGUUCUCUCUUCUCUUUUGCUGUUGUGAGAGAAUCUGUCCGUCAGCUGAGAGACAAACUGGAGGAUUUCUGCAAAGAGGAGCUGAAGAAGAUCUCUGACAGAGUCACUUUCACCAACAUUGUUCCCAGGACCAGGAACGACUUCCUACAAUAUUCCCAUCAGCUCAAUCUGGAUCUGAACACAGUGAAUAAACACCUGCAUCUGUCUGAGAGGAACAGAGUGAUUACUAACACUUUCCCAGAGCUUCAGCCGUAUCCUGAUCAUCCAGACAGAUUUGAUGUAUAUCCUCAGGUGUUGUGUAGAGAGAGUGUGUGUGGACGCUGUUACUGGGAGAUUGAGUGGAGUGGGAAUAAUAUGUUUAUAUCAGUGUCAUAUAAGAGCAUCAGCAGGAAGGGACGGGGUAAAGAGUGUGUGUUUGGAUAUAAUGAACAGUCCUGGAGUUUGAUCUGCUCUUCCUCCAGUUACUUAUUCAGACACAAUAACAUAAAGACUGAACUCCCAGUAAAGUCCAUCAGCAGUAGAAUAGGAGUGUAUGUGGAUCACAGUGCAGGAACUCUGUCCUUCUACAGCGUCUCUGGAGACACAAUGAUCCUCAUCCACACAGUCCAGACCACAUUCACUCAACCACUCUAUUCUGGGUUUAAUGUUGGUCCUGGAUCAUCAGUGAAACUGUGUUGAUGAAUCAGAAUAGACUGUAGAGAGACUCUACCCAUAAUGCUUUGAGCUCAUGAUGAAUCAGUAACAGUGAGAUGUUAUAGAGUCUCUUAUUUUCUCUUCAUUACAUUAAUACUACAGUUGAACUUCUGUCAG